Messenger RNA from Impatiens glandulifera, 1896 nucleotides. Its product is annotated as terpene synthase 10-like. Bases 31 to 1824 code for a protein of 597 amino acids. The record is from RefSeq and is a predicted model, not a curated record. NCBI's taxonomy places the organism in Eukaryota, Viridiplantae, Streptophyta, Magnoliopsida, Ericales, Balsaminaceae. Gene Ontology annotation, biological process: diterpenoid biosynthetic process. Gene Ontology annotation, molecular function: magnesium ion binding; terpene synthase activity. The transcript is spliced from 7 exons.
GCCAAAACCAGUCCCUACAGCCUUUUUUCUAUGGCCUUACCCAACAACCUUAUGAAGUCAGGAUCACCAAAAACAUACGGAAAUAUGGAUAUCACUACCAUUAAUGGUCGGCUCCUUAAAAAAACUGUGGUGUAUUGCAAAACUACCAGUACUAUUCACAAAUCUGCAGAUCAUGGAAUUAUCAGGCGAUCAGCUAAUUAUGGUCCUCCUCUUUGGAGCCAUGAUUUCAUACAGUCAAUUAGUAGUAUCUAUAAGGGAGAGAUUUACGAAGACAAAGCAGCAAAGUUGAAGGAAGAGGUGAUGAUGUUGCUAGAGAAGAAUGAGACCCCAUUGGAGAAAUUGGAGCUCAUUGACAAUGUGCAGAGACUUGGAAUAUCUUAUCACUUUGACACAAAACUAGACAACAUUUUGAAUCUCUUAUAUAAUCAUACUGAUUGGCUCACCGAAUCUAAUUUGCAUGAAACAUCACUUAAAUUUAGACUCUUCAGGCAACGAGGAUAUGAUGUCCCCCAAGAGGUUUUCGACAAAUUUAAAGACAAAAAUGGGGAUUUUAGUGAAGCUUUGCACGGGGACACAAAGGGGUUGUUGUCCUUGUACGAGGCCACAUUUCAUGGUUUUGAAGGUGAAAGUACUUUGGACGAGGCUAGAAGGUUUGCCCUAAAAUAUCUAAAUACAAAUGUCAUGAACACAAACGAUUUAUAUUUAGAAAUGCUCGUGAGACAUGCCCUGGAGCUUCCACUCCAUUGGACCAUGCAAAGAUUUGAGGCGAGAUGGUUCAUAGAUGCAUAUGGCAUGCAAGCACAUGCCAAUGAUACUCUUCUUGAUUUUGCUAAGUUGGAUUUCAACAUGGUACAAGCCAUCCACCAAGAAGAAUUAAAGCAUGUUUCUAGAUGGUGGCAGGAUUUGAAAUGGAAUGAGCAUUUGCCAUUUGUUAGGGAUAGAACCGUGGAGAGUUACUCAUGGGUUAUGGGCCAAUGUCAUGAGCCUCACAUUGAGUAUAGUGAAUACAGAAUAUUAGCUUCAAGAUUCAUCCAUCUCACUACAACCUUUGAUGAUAUUUAUGACAUCUAUGGGACUUUGGAUGAACUUGAGCUCUUCACCAAUGCUAUUGAGAGAUGGGAUGUGAAUUUGGUUGAACAAUUACCCGAUUACAUGAAGAUAUGUUUCCUAGGAAACUUCAACUCGAUCAAUGAAUUGGGAUACAGGACACUUCAAGAAGGAGUCCACGCCAUUCCUUACCUCAAGAAAGUGUGGACAGAUAUUUGUAAAAGUUUUUUGAAGGAGGCCAGAUGGUUCCACAAUGGAAAUGUUCCGACUACAUUCAAAGAGUUCUUGGACAAUGGAUGGAUUUCAAUUGGGAUACCCUUGGUUUCGGCUCAUACCUAUUUCCUUAUUGCGAACCCACAAACUAGCCCCAUCACAAAAAUUGGUUUAGAUGCCAUUGAGAACUAUCAUGACAUCAUUAAGUGGCCUUCUGUGAUAGGAAGAUUAUCUAAUGAUUUGGCAACAUCUAAGAAUGAAAUUAUGAGAGGUGAUGCGAUAAAGUCGGUGCAAUCCUAUAUGCAGGAAACAAACUCUUCAACGAACGAUGCUAACGAGCAUGUGAAGGACUUGAUAGAAAAAGCGUGGAAGAAAAUCAAUACGGCUAGGGCUUCGUCAAACUGUCCUUUUAGCAAGAGAUUUAUGGAUAUCACUAUAAAUCAUGCUAGAGUAGCUCAAUAUGUGUAUCAGUAUGGAGAUGGAUUUGGACAUGACAUCUUUGGGAAGAACAAGAACCGCACAUCUCUACUUCUUUUCGAGCCCAUUCCACUAUCACUUAAUUAGUUUUCCUUUUCAUGUUCAAAAUAUGGAUUUCUCCAGUUUGCUGAUAUUUUACUCUAAGGGCUCCAAAUAAAA